Molecule: messenger RNA, 762 nt
Organism: Hemibagrus wyckioides
Lineage: Eukaryota; Metazoa; Chordata; Actinopteri; Siluriformes; Bagridae
Product: CD226 antigen-like
Exons: 4
Coding region: 1-762 (253 amino acids)
Source: RefSeq, a predicted model, not a curated record
AUGAAGCCAGUAUUAAACCCUGACAUGGCUGUGAUGGUUUACCUGCUGAUGGAGCAGUGCCAAGCCUUCAUCUUCAGAGAGUCGAUGGUGAAUAAACCCUUGACCCUCCCGUGUAGCUGCUCAGGACAUUGUCCAGAGGUCCAGUGGAUCCGCUUCAUUCCUAAAAGAGCCGACGUUGCUCAGAGCGGGAUGUGUCCCAAACAACAGCAUUCACAAAGCAGAUAUUCAGUGUCAGGAGAUACAAGCAGAGGAGAUUUCUCCCUGACCAUCAGUUCAGUAGCCUACAAUGAUGCCGGCUCCUACAUGUGCAGCUGUAAUGGACAAUCAGUUACUGAAGUAAAGCUGAAAGUUAUCGUUCCGACAUUUGUAAAGGCUUUGGAGGGGGAGAACGUCACCCUCCCGUGCUACGGAGACACUCGAUAUGACGUUAAAGAUAUAAAAUGGAUGAAAGAUGGACACAGGGUUCUGCUGUACACUCCUGCUAACAGAUCGGUGACUACUGAAAGCAGAUUUACGAUGUCAGUAGAAGGCUUUCUAGACGGUGAUCUCUCUCUCCACAUCAGUCCAGUUCACCCGUCUGAUGCAGGAUUAUAUCAGUGUCUCAUCCAUGAUGAAUCUCAGGACGGAGAACCAGGAGCUGUUUUACUGAAGGUAGAAGGGCUACAACAAUUCACAACCAACAACAACGCUCAAGUUUCAGUACUGCAUGUGCUACUAGGAUUGUUCAUCAUCAUUUACAUUGUGUUAGAAAGCAGAGACUGA